This is a messenger RNA of Wyeomyia smithii (pitcher-plant mosquito), 1755 nucleotides long. RefSeq names its product glycosyltransferase-like domain-containing protein 1-like. Gene Ontology annotation, molecular function: glycosyltransferase activity. Bases 208 to 1323 code for a protein of 371 amino acids. NCBI's taxonomy places the organism in Eukaryota, Metazoa, Arthropoda, Insecta, Diptera, Culicidae. The record is from RefSeq and is a predicted model, not a curated record. The transcript has 4 exons.
CUCCGCUGAAUGAACUUUGUUUUCCCAGAACUGUCAAACUGAUAAGCUUUUCCAACUCUUGACACGGACAAACUGCUGUGUUAGCGGGUCGGGUAUCAUCACAUCAGACGAUAAAUAGUGUACCUAGUACAAUUUAUCGAGGAAGUUUCUCUGUCGGAAGGCCAACAUUAAGCUAAUUUUGUAGGUUUCGUUCGUGCGAUUUGAUUUAUGGCUAAAAUUCUAAUAAUCGAAUCGUUCUAUGGAGGAUCUCAUAAACAACUGCUGGACACAAUUUUACAGCAAUUUCAUCCGGCAGAGUAUGACCUGUUUACAUUAACUGCUAAAAAAUGGCACUGGCGAUCUCGGGUAGGAGCACUUUAUUUCUCGGAAGUUAUUCCGCACGACCAUCAAUAUAAAACAUUAUUCACAAGCUCGGUGCUAAACCUCGCAGAGCUGAUCGGUCUGCGGCCAGACCUUUCCGUCUGUAGAAAGAUAGUGUACUUCCACGAAAAUCAAUUGAACUAUCCAGUUCGAGAGAUAAAGGAACGAGAUUGCCAAUAUGGUUUGAACCAAAUCAUGACUUGUUUAAGCGCCGACCAAAUUGUGUUCAAUUCACAUUACAAUAUGACUUCGUUUCUGGACAACAUUAGGAGUUUCCUCAACAUCGCCCCAGACCUGAAAUUAAAGAAUCUGAAAGAGAAGUUAGAGCCACGAUGUGAGGUGAUUUACUUUCCUAUUCCAUUUCAUAUGAUUCCGAAAAGGAUAUUUACCAAAAACGAUAAACCGCUGCAUUUAGUUUGGCCUCAUCGUUGGGAACACGAUAAAAAUCCUCAAUUUUUGACCAACACGUUACUUGAACUUAAUAAACGGCAGGUGGAAUUUCGUGUUUCUAUUCUUGGUGAGCGAACUCAAUCAAUUCCUGACUGUUUCGAGAAUAUCGGCGAACUUCUGAAGGAAAAAUUGAUAAACUUCGGUUAUCUUAGCAAGGACGAGUACUAUCGCACUUUACUUGAUGGCGAUGUUGUAAUUUCAACUGCAGGUCAUGAGUUCUACGGAGUUGCAAUGUUGGAGGCUGCAUUCUGCGGUUGUUUGCCGGUGGCACCGAAUAAACUAGUCUACCCGGAGAUCUAUCCAGACAAUAGUCUCUACAACACGUCUAAUCAAUUGAUUAAAAUGCUGUAUAGCUGGUGUAAAAAUCGUGCUCUUUUCGAGAGAGACCGAGCCAUCUUCUACGAAAACUUUGACUUCGACAAAUAUUCCUCGGUUAGCAUUGUGCCGAAAUUCAUAUCAAUGAUCAAAGCACAUAUCAUCCCUGCUGCAGUUGCAGUUAGUAAUGGGAUAUAGAUGAGAAUAACUACCCACUUCCUCAAUUCAACUAUUGUAGACUUCUACUGGAGGUGGAAGAAAACGAUCCAGCAGAGUGCACAAUAUUGCGCCAAUUAUCUAUCACGCACUCUAUGAUAUAACAAAUAACUUUAGAAUCCAAAGGCACAAACUGAAAUGUUUGUUCUAAAUAUUAAACGUGCAAAUCGUUUCGCAAAAAAUGCACAGUCUCGAUUAGAUAUUUGUUUUUGUUAUGUUUUUUAAAUUUUUGAACUUAGAACAAUUAACUUUCGAACGGUCGGAAGUCAUACAAGGUGGAAUAUUUGCAUGUUUGUUUUCUAUUGAGCGAAAUUCUGGUAUUGUAUAUUACAAUAUCUCUGGCAAUUUUUUAACACGGUAAUUAACAAAGGGAAUCAAUAUAUUCGUAGGUAAUUGAAUAUUGUCAUUGAUUAA